Messenger RNA from Epinephelus lanceolatus (giant grouper), 2977 nucleotides. RefSeq names its product armadillo repeat containing 10 (gene armc10). Gene Ontology annotation, cellular component: mitochondrion. The record is from RefSeq and is a predicted model, not a curated record. NCBI's taxonomy places the organism in Eukaryota, Metazoa, Chordata, Actinopteri, Perciformes, Serranidae.
ACAAGCUGCCCGCAACAACGGACCAGGACAUUGUUGACAACUGUGGCUUGUCAGCAAACUUCUCCAGUUGCCAGAACAAUGUGUCUGCCAGCAUCAGUGUGGGUGGGUUUUGUAGUGGUUUCGAUGGGUUGUCGUCGACGCUAGCUAACCAAGUAGCCGGUUCAGUUAGCCGGUGAGUCAACAGAUUAGACUCCCGACGUUUCAGAGCAUCUGUAGCUUAACGUUAGCUAAGCUAACAGGGUUUAGCUAAAGACGAAGCAGCAGCAUGGGUGACGGCAGUAUCACUCCCAGGAUCGGCAACAUGAAAGCGCUGCUUGGGAUAGUUGCCGGAGCUGGAGCUUCCUACGGGUUAUACAAACUCAUCAGCAGGGGAGGCUUCAAGAGAAACAAGAAAAGUGCUGGCAGUGAGAGUCCUGGUGUGAAGAGCAGCCAGCCCACUGAAGUUACUCUGCAGCCGGGCACCCUGCUGGCCAGAGUGUCUGGACUGGAUGUUGUGUGUCCCCGACCUGUGGAUGUUGCAUCAGGUGACAUCAUCCACCAGUCCCCUGGCAACCUGGAUCCACAGCACUUGAAAAUGCUGCUGUCAUGUCUGCAGACCAGCAGUAAUCCAUCAGACAAAUGUCGGAUUCUACUUACACUAGGAAAUUCUGCUGCCUUUACUGUGAAUCAGAAUCUAAUACGGGAAUUUGAUGGGAUUCACAUCAUAGCUGGUUUCCUCUCUGAUCCUGCAGCAGAGGUCAGAGUGCAGACUCUGAAUGCUUUAAAUAAUCUGUGUAUGAACAUCCCAAACCAGGAACAAAUAAAGGUUUAUGUGCCACAAGUGCUGGAGUUGAUUGAGAUGUCACCAGUGAACUCUGAGCUUCAACUUGGUGCUCUCAGGCUGCUGACAAACCUCUCAGUCACAGACAAACAUCAACACUUGCUGAAGGACUCAAUUACACUUUUACUCUCUCUACUUGUUGUGAGCAAUGAAACAUUACAGGUUCAAGCUUUGAAAGUCCUUGUGAAUUUGUCAUCCAAUCCAGAUAUGAUGGACGACAUUGUUCAAGCUCAGGCACCAGCAUCUGUUGUGCUGCUGUUUGACGCGCGGACAGCCCCUGCGGUGCUUCUGCGACUGCUGACGUUCAUGGGCAACUUAAAGGCCUGGAGGCCUUCCGCCCAGGUGGCUGAUGAACUGAGGCGGAAACAGGAUUGUCUCUUCCGGGUCAUGUUAGAUGAGUCUUCCCAGCUCCACAGCAGACUGGUCCAGCUGCUUUCACACCCUGACGGGGAGGUUCAGUCCCAGGUGGCUCGCAUCUUGACCUAAACCUCCCUCUCUGCACUCUUGAUACAUGCACAGCUUUUGCUUCCACACAUUUUGCCAAAGCCAUCAACCCAUCACCCAUCCAGUUCAAUUAUAAAUCUGUUGACAUUAAAAAGAAGGCUGCGUAGCCUCCUGUGGAUACUCAGCUUGCACUCCCACACUCCCACACUCUCCAUAUCUACAGUGUUCCCUAAAUCAAUAUUAUUACCACACAUAACUAAAUGAUCUGUUCCACCUCACCAGCCACUCCUCCCCGAUUUCUCCUUUCUUACACCACAAUUUAUUAAUGAGCAACGAGGAAGCAGGAAGAAACCAUUCAUCCAGUGGAGUGUAAAAACAGGCCUCCUCUCCAUUGUUUUCCUGCCACCAAAAUUGCGAGAGACUGUUUUCCUUCGAAGAUCCACAGUGCCCUUCCUUCUGAGAACUUCACCAACUUUCUCUGAGGACAUGUUCCAGGUGAAAUUUCCGAAACCUAAACCCACUGCCAAAUUUUUCUAGAGAAUGUGUCGGAAUGACCUGUGCAGCACGACCUAACUUACUACCCUCCUGUGGCUUGGAGAGACACUGAAGAGGCUUCUGGCCACACACUUUAGCAUGCCUUGGAGACAUGAAUGAAUGGGUGCACAGCAGCUCCAAUCCUCUCUCAUUUAUCGACAUGUUGGAUUGAAAGAUCAUUCUUUGAAAUCUUUUCAUUAAUUUGAGUAUAAGGGCAUCAUGACUUUAGAAAAGCCAAAGUAAGGUCAACCCACAGGAUGGUUGGCCUCACACUCCAUGACAGUGUGCAAAGUUCAAUGUGUUGGAAAGAACUUGUAGUUGAAACACUGCCUCCCCCGCAUUAAGAAGAGCAAGUACAGGUGGAUGGGACACCUGAUGAGGACAGAAACUGGGUAAAAUCUGACUUUUUGAAGAUGCAUCAAACACAGCUGCCAGUGAGAAAACCCCAGGGUUGAUCCAGGAUAUGCUGGAGAGGUUGCAUCUCUCAGAAACACCUGCAAAUCCCCGCAGGAGGAGCUGGAGGAAGUUGCAGGGGAAAAGGAAGCCUGGACUGCUAUGAUUGUUUCAGCUACCACAAAUAUCAUACAGAUAUACAGUGUGAACAUGAAUGGAUGAAGGGUUGACCUCUGACAAAGCCGUCUGUACUAACAAUUACUGUGUUUUAUUUAUGCAUAUGAGUUACAACAGAGAUUGAAUGUUAAAUAUAAGCCUUGUUAUAUUAAGUUAUGCACUUCCUGUAAUGGGACAGGCUGUAAGUGACAGACCCAUAUGUUGUCUAGCUGGAGGACCGGAGCUGUGGACCCAUCUGCUGACUUGUUAACAGUAUUUACAGAGAGGAUGAUGGGUGUGGGCACAUACCUCUAAAUUGCAUGAAAAAAAAAGUGAUGAUUAUCUCAGAAUAUGAUUUUUAAUGCAAGGAUUUUAUGGCAUGAGCCAGUCCUGGUGUGAAGAUAUGCUGCACAUUUUUAUGUUUGGAAACUAACUUUAUUGAACCCAAAUCCUAAAUAUCUCUCAGGCAACAUGGUUUACCAGAAAAGAUACAGCAGGAGGCUGAUUUACUUGGGACCUAGAUUAUGGUAUUUAUUUAAUUAAGCUAGUCAGCAUUUUGCCUAUAAAAAUGAGAAACAUGUUUGUUAUGUCUAUUUGAAUGGUUCAAUAAAUACCCUAUAUGACAAAUAA